AUGGUGACUCCAUCGAUACCAAAACAGAUGAAGGCUUGGGUGGUCACCAAGAAUGGACCACCUAGUGAUGCGUUGACGCUGCGGACGGACUACCCGACUCCAGCUCCGCCAAAGGGAUCCAACAUCAUGGUGAAGGUCUCUUACGCAGCACUCAAUCCGGCCGACGUGCAUUUCAUGCUGCACCUUUCGAAUUGGAUACCGUUCAGGCAUAAUCCGCACCCGGGUCUCGAUUUUGUCGGCACUGUUGUCCAGGCUGGCCCUUCGGCAGAGCUUGAAGUUGGGGCUGAAGUCGGCGGAGCUGUGAAUGUCAGCUCUGUGGCGUUUGGCAAAGGAUCGCUGGCCGAGUAUAUCGUCAUUCCGUCCGACAUUGUUGCACGCAGACCGAAGAGUCUUGAAAUGCGACAAGCGGCUGGCGCUCUAGGCGUGGCAGGGCAGACGACUGCGCUUGUCCUGGGCGAGGCCAACGUGAAGGCAGGGGACAAAGUGCUAGUCAACGGGGCUAGUGGUGGUGUUGGCUCAGUGCUUGUCCAAAUUGUUAAAGGCCUGGGCGCCACAGUGUACGGCGUCUGCUCUGAAGCGAAUGCCGACAUGGUCAAACGGCUUGGUGCGGAUCAUAUCAUUGAUUACAAGGCACACAAAUCACUCUACAGCUUCCUUACCCAGGAACAUGGCGAUGCACCAUUCAACCUCAUGAUCGACUGCGUUGGUGAUCAACCACUUUUCACUGAGCCAACUAAGUAUCUCAGGCCAGAAGGUCUCUUUAUCUGCAUUGUUGGUGGUCGUUCACAGGGUAUUGUACCUUAUUUCAAGAACAAGAUUCUGCCUGUUGCCUUAGGCGGCACGCCUCGACAGUAUCGCAUCCUUGGUUUGUCGCCUUCCGGAGCUUUCGCUGGUGUCGCAGCAAAAUGGGCCAACGAUGGUCUCUUGAAGGAGAUUCCGAUAGAUAUGGAAUGCCCAAUGGAAAAUGCAAUCCAAGGUUAUGAGCGUGUUGUGAGUAAGAGAUCAAGAGGCAAGGUAGUUGUCAAAGUGUCUUAG
Molecule: messenger RNA, 1035 nt
Organism: Phaeoacremonium minimum UCRPA7
Lineage: Eukaryota; Fungi; Ascomycota; Sordariomycetes; Togniniales; Togniniaceae
Product: putative zinc alcohol protein
Exons: 3
Coding region: 1-1035 (344 amino acids)
Molecular function (GO): oxidoreductase activity; zinc ion binding
Source: RefSeq, a predicted model, not a curated record